Messenger RNA from Thunnus maccoyii (southern bluefin tuna), 4471 nucleotides. RefSeq names its product WW domain binding protein 1-like b (gene wbp1lb). NCBI's taxonomy places the organism in Eukaryota, Metazoa, Chordata, Actinopteri, Scombriformes, Scombridae. The coding region runs from base 339 to 1529 and encodes 396 amino acids. The record is from RefSeq and is a predicted model, not a curated record. The transcript has 4 exons.
GCAAAACCAGUGGCGAUCCACGCAACUGAACGCCCCUCACGUUGCGCACAUGGAUCGGGUCUAGGUGACCACGCCACACCCAGCAGACCGAGGCUCCGUCCCCGUGCUGGAGGAGCAGCUUGUGUAACAGCUGUAUGAGCCAGUGCCACCGACGGCAACCGGUUGCGCCAGCACCGUGCCUUGUGGAAAUGUCCAGGACGCAGAGGAGGCGGCGCAUACAGCGGCCUCUCAGCGCGACACGGGCCGAGGAAUAGUUGAGGAUACUCGGACACAGUUUGUGAACAACAGUGUUUGCGUGCGUAUGGUUUUGCCGUAGCUGUAGCAACUUUUUUGGAGGAAUGAGAGGCGUAUGGUCGGCUCUCAAAAUGGGGUUGUUUUUGCACGCUGUCGGCUCUGUCACCCCCACCGAGUCCGCAGCAGAGAGGAGCCUACUGCAAUGCGAAGGCGUCAACAACCAGAGUUACAUCUGUGAGUCCGGUCACUGCUGCGGAGAGUCUCAGUGCUGCAGUUACUACUAUGAGCUCUGGUGGUUUUGGUUAGUGUGGGCUAUCAUCUUCAUUUUGAGCUGCUGCUGUGUGUGCCACCAUCGCCGCACCAAACACAGACUGCAGCAACAGCAGCGGCAGCACGAGAUAAACCUCAUCGCUUACCGUGAAGCACACAACUACCCCUCUGUGCCCUUCUACUUCAGGUUUCUGCCAAACUACCUCCUGCCUGACUAUGAAGAGGUGGUCAACCGGCCACCUACUCCUCCCCCUCCCUACAGUGCCUUACACACAGGCCCAACCUCAGUGGCUUCUAGUCCACUGUCUCCUGAGCAGCAGGAGGGACACUGUCCAGCCAUUCAGCCCACUCCAGUGCCCCCAGUCUCUGACAGUCUGUGCUGCAGACCCAGCCUAGAGGAGCCACAACCCCCCACUUUAGACUUAAGGCCCAAGCCUGACAACAAGCCCAUGCAGACAGCACAAGAUUCAGGCAUGAUACUGCUGUCAGAUGGGCUCAGCAGGGAGGGACUCAUCAGCCAAGAGAAAAGAAGCGGAAGUAGGGAAGACUCUUGCAAGGACCCGCUGCUGAAGGACCUAUCAGAGGGUUGCUCUGAGGACAAAGAUCGCCUCCCCAACGGAAGGAGGAGACGAUUUACAGGGGACUCUGGGAUUGAGGUGUGCGUGUGUGGCACACGUGGGAGCGGCAGUUGCAGCGGAGCAGGAGGGACAGGCCAGGAAGGCAAAGAGUUGAGGGAGCUAGAGAGCCUGCUGGGGCGUGAGGGAGAUGACGACGACGAAGAGGAGGAGGGGGAGGAGGCCGGCGACUUCUGUGACAGCUGUGGCCAUCGCGCCUCCUUCAGUGUGGAGGAGGAGCAGGCGCUGGGCGGGCUGGAGAGGCGGGCUGCACGAGGGCCGUCAGGACCCCCUCAGCCAGCUCACCAGAUAGGCAGCGCCUCACUCCACCCUCCAGUGUGCCUCCUCCUCCACACCAUCAGCGAGCAGGAGGGAGCGCACCACAGCACCAGCACUGAGCCGCAGGGCUGAAACAGUUAACACACCUUCGUCACAGAGGGAAGGAGAGCACUUGGCACCGAAUAUGGAGGCUCGGAAGAAAAGGCUUUUGUGUCUGAGCAAGUGUUUUAUGUCUAAAAGUGAGUAUUUGUUAUGAGUGUGUACAUCUUAGAUAAAACAGGUGUGGGAGCAGGAAGUGGAAUCUCAACUGGAAAUGAAUGAGAUUGAAAGGUUGAGAAAAUCUGCUCCUCCCCACACUGGAACAGUGGCCUUAACCUGUGUAUUUUGGGUUAUAUGUGGGCAGUGCAAGCCCUUUAAUAGCCUGUGUAUAGGUGUAAGACUCACUACACUGCGCGCACACACACACACACGCACACACACACGCACACACACAGUCCUUCAGUGGCUCAUGCAACGGAAGCUACUGACACACGUCAAAGACUUGAUAGCUGAGGCUGUGACAGGACAGGACGUUCAGUGCUCGGGAUGAAGGCAGCUCUCCUCACCGAGCGCGUGCAACCAGUUUCAACAAUUUUUCAAAGCCUUUCUCCACAGGCAGGAAACUAGGUAGUAAAAAAAUACACACAGCAGGAACAUUUCAGAUGAGUGCAAUGUGUGUGUUUAUGCAAGCCGAUACUGUACAGGGACACCAGAACAAGACUGUGUGGGACGUCCCGUUAGACUGAUGCUUCUAAAGUGCUUUUUCAGCGAUUUAAAAACCGCUCUGCCUUAUGUCUGUUUUUGUUGCUCUCUAUCUGACCUGCUAGUGAUAGAGAAGUAUAAGUGCAUUAACACAUCUUCAUGUGAGCAGUUCCUAUUUUGCACAAAAUGUAUUUAUCUUUAUAAAUGAAGCUUUUAGCUGAAAGAAAAUCAGAACAGAAAAUGCGUAGUUUUUUUCCAUAAAUUCAGUCUUAAAUCGCAGCACAUGAUUUACUUCUCAAGGUUUUGUUGCAACAUCUAUAAGAAUAUGGACCCCUGUGAUUUGUCAGUAGCGAAUGCAACAUUCACUUUGUUGGUUUAUAUACAGUUGUUUUGUUUUGUUUUUAAACUUAAUUUAAUGAAUGUUUGUAGCGUGUGCCUACCCAGAAAAUGCAGAAAUUUGACUAACAUUGAUAAGCAUCAGUGAAACCCUGAGAGACACUGAGACAGCAGGUAACUAAGCCGUAACUAAGAAAAGAAUAUGAAGCUUUUCAGAGAUUACAGCCAGAAUGGGCAACAUCAGACCUCAAACUUUUGUGUCAGUUAUUUCAAUAGAUUUCCACAUUCACCAGCUAUACAUGAUAAAAACAUAAAUCCUGAGCACACAGGAUUACACUCUUUGUAUUGGAUUUUCAUAUUAGCAACAUUCUUCUGCUAUGGUAUUCAUAAAUUCAACAUAACAUAUAACAAACUAUGGUUUUUUAAAUGGUUUUGACCAAUGGGUGAUCCAGUCAGUCUUCUGCAUUUAUACUAUUUAAUCUGAGAUAUGAAGUUCACCUUUUUGGAAAGAAAAAACAAAGCUGCCUUUUUUUUUCUUUUUUUUUUUUCUCGGUUUUCUUUAUUUUGUUUCAUUUAUCCCACACACAACACAUAAUGGUCAUGAUUGUAGAGCAAAUGCCCAAAGUUUGUGCACAAAUUAUUCAUAAUAUUUAGAACAAAAUGUCUAACAAUUGCAGCCUAGUGAUUGGAAAUAUACCUCUUGGGGUUACAGAGGAUUGAAAACUGAAAAAAUAAACCAAAAUUAUCAGUGGAAAAGACAGAAAAACUAAGAAUCAGAUAAGCUGCUAAAAUAACUAUAGUAGAAUAUCUAUUAUAAUCAAGGAGGGUACAGGAUAUUUCUGAACAGCAAGUCUUUUUUUUAUGAUGGAUGAAACAUUCUUGGCACAGGAUGUGGUGAACAAGCAAUAUGAUAAUGCACUAAACAGAAAACAAAGACCACAUGUUAUUAAAGUAAGAACAUUUAUUGGUUCCAUUCAUUUAUCUCAUCAGUUUGAAAUGCCUUUAAUAGCUGGUUCUCAGCUUGUAUGUCGUAAAUCUGCCCUUUAAUUACAAAUCUCACUGCAGCUGUAAUAGAUGUUGGUUGAUGAUGAAUGUGCCAGAAAAAAAUGCCACUGAUUUCUAUAAUGAACAUGAGUGUGAAACUUUUACAAAUGGACUUGUUUUGAUUCAUCGUUUUCGAUCGCCCACGUUCUGAAAUUAACUGGAAAUUGCAAAGAUGUUACAUGCCAUUGUGAUGUCUUUCUUUGGAGAACCCUGCACACAUUGCAGUGUCUGCAAAGCACAAAUGUUUCAACCAUCAGUCUCACAGAUUUACACAUAUUCGCACCUGAAAGCAUUAUAACAGAGGAUGUCUCCUAAAAAAAGUAGUACCUUUAAGCACAAGUUGAAUCGUUACAUGUAAACUUUCUCUUUUGAGAAUAAGCUGAUUGAAUUUUACCCAUCAAAGCCUGAACAUGAUCUAAUAUGCUUUAUAUGUUGUUGGUUUUUUUUUUGCUAUUUGUGAGGUAGAAAAUAAUAAUGUGUAAUUGUGGUACAUGUAGUACAAAGAUGAGCUAUUUUUCAUAUCAGUUGAAUCCUUCGAGCGUGAUUGGAACUGUGUAGAAUUUCAAAACCACUUUAUAUUUUCAAAUUGUGUACAGUAUUCUGUGACAUGCUUGUGAACCAAAUAGUUGCUUUUAUCAUUUUUGUGAAAUCAUUAGCUUUAUUUGUUUUAUUUUUUCUCAUCCUGGGUAUUAUUUUCUUUCUGUUGAGAAAAGAUUUAAUUUCUUUUGAGACUUAUCCUGAAGUUGUGUUAAAGGGUACAUACAUUUGACUAACAUGUAGUAGAUAGCUUGUUAACAAGAUCAGGGGCAUCUUGCCAAAGACACUACUUUUCUGUCUUCACCAGUGUGUGUAAGGUGGUUUUGCACAUAUUCUUUGAAUGUUCUGAUCAUAAGCCAUUUAUUACAACAACCAAGAUGGAUGUAUGUUCAAUAAACAUACCCUUUUAAAUUCAA